Molecule: messenger RNA, 1575 nt
Organism: Diceros bicornis minor
Lineage: Eukaryota; Metazoa; Chordata; Mammalia; Perissodactyla; Rhinocerotidae
Gene: INHBE
Product: inhibin subunit beta E
Exons: 2
Coding region: 239-1294 (351 amino acids)
Biological process (GO): BMP signaling pathway; SMAD protein signal transduction
Cellular component (GO): extracellular region
Molecular function (GO): growth factor activity; cytokine activity; hormone activity
Source: RefSeq, a predicted model, not a curated record
CUGUGAGGGUCAAACUGGCAGACUUCGCUAAACAGAGCUACCCAUCGGACCAUCCUCUUCCUGCCCUCCUGAGUCCCAGGCAACAGAAGACAGGUGGUUCUACCCUUGGCCAAGGGUAGGUGUGGCACUGCUGUCUGCUGCUGCUGUGCCCUCGUUAGCCUCCACGCAAUCAGAUUCAACAGAAGGAGCAACUGCCGUCUGAGGCUCCCAACCCGACCCAGGGCCAUCCGCCAGGAGCAUGGGGCUCCCUGAUGUCCAGUUCCAGCUGGUGCUGCUGUGGGCGCUGGUGUGGGCACAGGGGGCAGGGUCUGUGUGCCCCUCCUGUGGGGGCCGCACACUAGCACCCCAAGCAGAACGAGCUCUGGUCCUGGAGCUAGCCAAACAGCAAAUCCUGGAGGGGCUGCACCUGACCAGUCGUCCCAGAAUAACUCAUCCUCCACCCCAGGCAGCGCUGACCAGAGCGCUUCGGAGACUACAGCCAGGAAGUGUGGCUCCAGCGAAUGGGGAGGAGGUCAUCAGCUUUGCUACCAUCACAGACUCCUCCACUGCAACCUGCAGCUUCAUGCUCACCUUCCGCCUGUCCACUCCUCAGUCCCACCACCUGUACCACGCACGCCUCUGGCUGCACGUGCUCCCCACCCUUCCUGACAGUCUUUACUUGAAGAUCUUCCGAUGGGGCCCAAGGAGGAGGCGCCGACGGUCCCGCGCCCUCCUUGCUGAGCACCAAAUGACAACCCCGGGCUGGCACGCCCUGACUCUGCCCUCUAGUGGCUUGAGGGGUGAGGAGUCUGGUGUCCUGAAACUCCAACUAGACUGCAGACCCCUAGAAGGCAACAGCACAGCUGCCCGACAACCUCGCCGGUUCUUGGACACAGCGGGAAACCAGCAGCCCUUCCUGGAGCUUAAGAUCCGGCCCAAUGAGCCUGGAGCAGCCCGGGCCAAGAGGAGGACCCCCACUUGUGAGCCUGAGACUCCCUUAUGUUGUAGGCGAGACCAUUAUGUAGACUUUCAGGAACUGGGGUGGCGGGACUGGAUUCUGCAGCCCGAGGGGUACCAGCUGAAUUACUGCAGUGGCCAGUGCCCCCCCCAUCUGGCUGGCAGCCCCGGCAUUGCUGCCUCCUUCCAUUCUGCUGUCUUCAGCCUCCUCAAGGCCAACAACCCUUGGCCCUUUGGUAAUUCCUGCUGUGUCCCUACUGCCCGAAGGCCUCUCUCUCUCCUCUAUCUUGACCGUGAAGGCAAUGUGGUCAAGACGGAUGUGCCAGACAUGGUGGUGGAGGCCUGUGGCUGCAGCUAGCAAGUGGACCUGGGGGUUUGGAGUAAAGGGAUCACGUUGGGGGUUCCCAGGCAAAGGGCAUCUGUGGCUGGGGGCAUCAGAUUUCUGAUCCACAGCCCCACCCAGUGGGCCACCUGGCAAUAUGACUGGGUUGACCUCUAUGGGACCCAGAUGGGCACUUUCUUGUCCAGCCUCUGGCCUAUUCCAGGCUGGUUGAUGUGUGGGGAGAUAGGGAAAGUGUGUCUUCUAAAGGAAUCUACCCAGAAAGCAUGAUUUCCUACCCUAAGCCCUGUGAGAAGAUG